AUGGCUUCUCUUUCAUGCCGUUCCUGCUUGAAGCAGCUUCCCAAGAAUCUGACAUCUGCCCCCAAGAGACAUUUCAGUGCUAGUGUUCGUUCCAAUGCUGAAGUCAAGAAGCUCGGUGUUAUUGGUGCCGGCCAGAUGGGUCUGGGUAUUGCUCUAGUUGCUGCAUUGAGAGCCAAAGUACCUGUGACUUUGGUCGACAACUCGCAGGCUUCAAUUGAUAAGGGCCUCAAGUUUGCCGACAAGCUGUUAGCCAAGGAUGUCUCCAAGCAAAGGAUUACCCAGGAUGAUGCAGAUGCUGCAAGACAACGUUUGACCCCUGCCAAUGACAUGAGUGCUCUUUCAGAAGUCGACAUGAUCAUUGAAGCUGUACCCGAGAUCCUCGAUCUCAAAACAAAAAUCUUCUCGCAAAUGGCUAAACUGGCUCCCUCGCAUGCCGUCCUGGCUACCAACACUUCCUCCAUCAGCAUCACCAAGAUCGCUGCUGCUACCACAACCGACCCCAAAGAUCUCUCUGCCGCCUCCAGGGUCGUUUCAACCCAUUUCAUGAACCCCGUGCCUGUUCAAAAAGGUGUCGAGAUUAUCACUGGUCUUCAGACUUCCCAAGAGACUCUCACGACCGCUGUCGAAUUCUGCAAGCGCAUGGGAAAGAUCCCCUCCGUCAGCCAAGAUAGUCCUGGUUUCCUUGCCAACCGCAUUCUUAUGCCCUACAUCAACGAGGCCGUCAUCUGUUUAGAGACUGGUGUUGGUUCUAAAGAGGACAUUGAUGCUAUCAUGAAGAACGGCACCAACGUCCCCAUGGGUCCUCUGCAGCUUGCCGACUUCAUCGGUCUUGACACAUGUCUGGCCAUCAUGCGCGUCUUGCAUCAGGAGCUUGGUGACUCCAAAUACAGACCCUCCGUUCUCUUGACCAAGAUGGUCGAUGCUGGCUGGCUAGGUAAGAAGUCCGGCAAGGGCUUCUACGACUACUGA
Messenger RNA from Aureobasidium melanogenum CBS 110374, 969 nucleotides. RefSeq lists its product as uncharacterized. Gene Ontology annotation, molecular function: oxidoreductase activity, acting on the CH-OH group of donors, NAD or NADP as acceptor; NAD+ binding. The record is from RefSeq and is a predicted model, not a curated record. The transcript is spliced from 2 exons. Gene Ontology annotation, biological process: fatty acid metabolic process. NCBI's taxonomy places the organism in Eukaryota, Fungi, Ascomycota, Dothideomycetes, Dothideales, Saccotheciaceae. Bases 1 to 969 code for a protein of 322 amino acids.